AUGUGCAGCUUUAAUACACUUAGACUGUACCUUUGGGAGACGAUUGUAUUCUUCAGUCUGGCUGCUUCCAAGGAAGCGGAGGCUGCAGCCCGCUCUGCACCCAAGCCUAUGUCUCCCUCGGAUUUUCUGGAUAAGCUGAUGGGGAGAACCUCAGGAUAUGAUGCCAGGAUCAGACCUAAUUUUAAAGGUCCCCCAGUCAAUGUGAGCUGCAACAUUUUCAUCAACAGUUUUGGUUCCAUUGCUGAAACAACUAUGGAUUAUAGGGUCAACAUCUUCUUGCGUCAGCAGUGGAAUGACCCUCGAUUGGCCUACAAUGAGUACCCAGAUGAUUCCCUGGAUCUGGACCCAUCCAUGUUGGACUCCAUCUGGAAGCCAGACUUGUUCUUUGCCAAUGAGAAGGGAGCCCAUUUCCAUGAGAUUACCACUGACAACAAGCUCCUGCGCAUCUCCAGGAAUGGCAAUGUUCUCUACAGUAUCAGGAUUACACUGACUCUAGCCUGUCCCAUGGAUUUGAAGAAUUUUCCCAUGGAUGUCCAGACAUGCAUUAUGCAACUGGAGAGCUUUGGCUACACCAUGAAUGACCUCAUCUUCCAGUGGCAAGAACAAGGUGCAGUGCAAGUGGCUGAUGACUUAACUCUGCCUCAGUUUAUCCUCAAAGAAGAAAAGGAUUUGCGAUACUGCACUAAACAUUAUAACACAGGCAAAUUCACUUGCAUAGAGGCUCGCUUCCACUUAGAACGGCAGAUGGGCUACUAUCUGAUCCAAAUGUACAUCCCCAGCCUGCUCAUCGUCAUCCUUUCCUGGAUCUCCUUCUGGAUCAACAUGGAUGCUGCACCUGCUCGGGUGGGAUUGGGUAUCACCACAGUGCUCACCAUGACCACUCAGAGCUCUGGCUCUAGAGCAUCUUUACCUAAGGUCUCCUAUGUGAAAGCCAUUGACAUUUGGAUGGCCGUGUGUCUGCUCUUCGUGUUCUCAGCACUGUUGGAAUAUGCUGCUGUCAACUUUGUGUCUCGGCAGCACAAAGAGCUACUCAGGUUCAGGAGGAAAAGGAGACACCACAAGAGCCCUAUGCUGAAUCUGUUUCAGGAGGAUGAAGCCGGGGAGGGGAGGUUCAAUUUCUCUGCUUACGGGAUGGGCCCAGCCUGUCUACAGGCCAAGGAUGGCAUCUCCGUCAAGGGAGCCAACAACAACAACACGGGCAACCCUCCACCACCACCUUCCAAGUCCCCAGAGGAAAUGCGCAAGCUUUUCAUCCAAAGGGCCAAGAAGAUUGACAAGAUGUCCCGGAUUGGCUUCCCCAUGGCCUUCCUCAUCUUCAAUAUUUUCUAUUGGAUCAUCUACAAGAUUGUCCGCAGGGAGGAUGUCCACAACCAGUGAGGGGAAGGGCUGUGAAAGCUCGGGUUGUAGGGGCAGGGAGAGCACGGCACAAGGAGAAAAGACCCAAGGGAAGCAGAGGGAGAGGAAGGGCUCUCCCAGAACAUGUGCAAUAGCAAUGCAGAAAUGCAUGAAUUUCCGAA
Antechinus flavipes (yellow-footed antechinus) is the source of this 1517-nucleotide messenger RNA. It is a transcript of the gene GLRA1, whose product is annotated as glycine receptor alpha 1. The record is from RefSeq and is a predicted model, not a curated record. Gene Ontology annotation, cellular component: postsynaptic membrane; neuron projection; plasma membrane. The transcript is spliced from 9 exons. Gene Ontology annotation, molecular function: transmembrane signaling receptor activity; glycine binding; extracellularly glycine-gated chloride channel activity. Gene Ontology annotation, biological process: signal transduction; chemical synaptic transmission; regulation of membrane potential. NCBI's taxonomy places the organism in Eukaryota, Metazoa, Chordata, Mammalia, Dasyuromorphia, Dasyuridae. Bases 1 to 1377 code for a protein of 458 amino acids.